This is a messenger RNA of Aureobasidium subglaciale EXF-2481, 1871 nucleotides long. RefSeq lists its product as uncharacterized. The record is from RefSeq and is a predicted model, not a curated record. Lineage: Eukaryota; Fungi; Ascomycota; Dothideomycetes; Dothideales; Saccotheciaceae. Gene Ontology annotation, molecular function: malate transmembrane transporter activity. The coding region runs from base 380 to 1819 and encodes 479 amino acids. Gene Ontology annotation, biological process: malate transmembrane transport. Gene Ontology annotation, cellular component: membrane. The transcript is spliced from 4 exons.
CUUGAGAUCAGGGAGCUUAGGCAGGACAAGAUAGGGCAUGUCUGGCUAUCCGGCAAGUACGCGCAAUCACACCUUGCCAUGGCUUAUAUAUCGUCCGAAGUUCCCGUCUUGUGUCCAUGACCAAGAGCCCCUCAACGUCACGAAAUAGACUUGGACGCCCACCGGCCGACCGUUUGAGGAAGGCCAGUCAGUUUGUUCGUCACCAAGGAUUUAACCAAGGGUCCCCGCGGAUCUAAGGGAAAGGAGCGGUGCCACACUUCCGAAUUCCACUUAGGUAGCACACGACCUGCUUGUCUUCUUUACUCUUGUUCUCAUCUUUAAUACUGGCUUUCGUCGCGACGUCGACCUUGCACACACAUCGGAUCAUGGACGGCAAGCGAUGACGCAGGACCACAAGACGCCAUCGCUGAAUAUGCAGGACCGAGACGAUGAUGUUGAACGUGGGGAUAUGUGGUCGACAGGAAAGUCGAACCUGAACAUUCCCUGGCAAAGACCCUAUGCAACGGGCACACCUCUACCUGGAAGUCCGGAGCGACACAGAAGUUUAGACGACUCUGCACAAGCCAAUGGACAUGACCUCGAUGGCAACAAGCUGCUCUUGACGCUCAGAGAGCGUGUACGACAUUUUGUCUGGACCUGGUUCACAAUGACGAUGGCUACUGGACAAUUGGCGAAUGUCAUCUUGGUCGUGCCGUAUAACUUUCCCGGCCAAUACGCAAUUGGCAGCAUCUUCUUCUUCACCAAUCUCGUCUUGUUCUGCUUCAACGUCACAAUGAUAUCCCUCCGCUUCUACUGGUUCCCGUCAACAUUCAAAGCCUCUCUUACGCAUCCCACCGAGUCGCUCUUCGUACCAGCCUCCGUCGUUUCACUGGGCACCAUCUUGACAAACAUUACCGAAUUCGCUGUUGGGAAUGGAAAGUCUGGAUACUGGUUGGAGAGGACAAUGAUCAUUUUAUUCUGGGUAUACUGUGGACUGGCUCUGGCAUUUACAUGCGGCAUCUACCUGGUCAUGUGGUCCACCCAGACAUAUACCAUUUCCCGCAUGACACCAGUUUGGAUCUUCCCGGCAUACCCAUUACUCAUCAUCGGUCCGCACGCAGGCAAACUAUCCGCCCGAGUAGCCCCGGAAUCAGCCUUACCCAUCGUAGUAGGCGGCUUCUGCCUCCAAGGUAUAGGCUUCAUGAUGUCCCUAAUGGUCUACUCCGCAUUCCUCUACCGCCUCAUGACGCAAAAACUGCCCAAAGAAUCUCUUCGCCCCGGCAUGUUCAUCAGUGUCGGUCCCUCUGGUUUCACAAUCGCUGGUGUCAUCACCAUGGGCCAAAAUCUCCCCGGCUGCAUACCUGAAAACUUUAUGGGUGUGGGACAAAUGGCUGGAACCAUCUCACUUGUCAUGGCUAAUUGGAUGGGGAUAUGGCUGUGGGGAUUGGCGAUCUUCUUCUUUAUCGUCAGUUGCGGCGCGCAUUGGUCUUGUGUAAGGCAUGGAAGGCUGCAAUUCGCAUUGACGUGGUAUUCGUUCAUUUUCCCCAAUUGUGGGUUAACGACUGCGACUUUUGCCGUCGCACGUGCACUUGAUCAUUGCCGCCCUAUCCGCAUCCUGGGCUGUGUACUCACUUGCCUUCUUGUCGCCGGCUGGAUCUUUGUGUUUUGCAUGAUGAUCCGCGCAGUCAUUCUCAAGGACAUCUUGUGGCCGCAGAAACAGGAAGAUAGAGAUGAAGGUGGUUGGAAGACUGAAGAUCCUGAUCUGACGCUCGCAAUGGCGAAGAGUACAGCUGGAGCGGUGUACCCAGAGGGAAGCUCUAGACGGCAGGCGGGAUUUUGAGAAAUUUUUGUAAUUACGAGGUUAAUGAGUUAUGAGGAUAUGAAAAGAAUGA